UUUAUUUUUCAGUAAUUUCGACGACAUUCACGUCAUGUUGUGUCUGUAAGUUGCUAAAAAUAAUAAGAAUCAAAGACGAUCGAGUGUUUGAAAAAAGCUGAAUUCUCCCAUUCCUUCCAUGUGACUUGAACGCAGCAGGAGCCGCAAACACGAAGACGAACGAAGCAGCGAUGAGCUGACGUUAGCUCGUGUUAGCUCGUGUUAGCGCAGUCGUUACACCAUGUAACCGUGAGGAUGAUGUGAAGAUUAUCGCUGAAAUGCGGGUGUAGGUUCCCCGGUAUAUUGCCCCCCCGUUUUCGACCAACAUGGAAACAAAAAGACUAGAAAUACCGUCCGACAUGCUGGACGACCUCUGCAGCCGCUUCAUCCUGCACAUUCCCAGUGAGGAGCGAGACAACGCCAUCCGGGUGUGCUUCCAGAUUGAGCUGGCUCACUGGUUCUACCUGGACUUCUGCAUGCAGAACAAUCCCGGAGCUCCGCACUGUGGGAUACGAGACUUCGCCAAAGCUGUUUUCCAUCACUGUCCGUUUCUGUUGCCUCAUGGAGAAGAUGUGCAGAAAGUCCUGGAACAGUGGAAGGAGUACAAGAUGGGUGUACCGACGUACGGCGCCAUCAUUCUGGACGAAUCGCUGGAGAAUGCGCUCCUGGUUCAGGGUUACCUCGCCAAGUCAGGCUGGGGUUUCCCAAAGGGAAAAGUCAACGAGGACGAAGCUCCCCACGACUGUGCCGUGCGCGAGGUGAUGGAGGAGACGGGCUUCGACAUCAAGAAUCGCAUCGGCAAAGAUGUUUACAUCGAGCAGAAGAUCACCGACCAGGUGGUGAGACUCUACAUCAUACCCAGAGUGUCCAAGGACACCAAGUUCAACCCCAAAACCAGGAAGGAGAUCAGGAACAUCGAAUGGUUCCCGAUCGAGAAGCUGCCGUGUCACAGGAACGACAUGACGCCAAAGUCUAAACUUGGACUCGCCCCCAACAGGUUUUUCAUGGCCAUUCCAUUCAUAAGGCCACUGCGGGAGUGGAUCAGUAAGCUGAAAGGCGAGUCCACGGACAGCGACGAGGACGUCGUGAACACCAGCAUCACUCCAGGAAAACCCUCCGACAACACUCGAUCAAAAUCUCGUCGCCUCACUGGUACUGAAGUGUUUUUUGGGAACGGUUGGACGAAAAACACGCAGCAGAAAUCUGUGGCUCAGCUGAGCCAACACGAGCCGAACCAGCACUCGAUCACGAGGAGCAACGGGAAAAAGAGUCAGGACUCGCCGUACGUGAAGAAAGGAGCCAACGACGGAGGAGGAAACAACCUGCAGAAGGACGAUAAAAGAUUCCAGCCCAGAAAACUGCAAGACAGUUUCGACAGAGAUGUUUCUUCGAGGGACUGCGAUCAGCUCUUCUCUUCCAAGACGUUUCUCAACUUCAGAUUCGACAGAGACGCCAUCAUGAAGUGUUUCGACUACUGACACGACGACCACGUGCGCCGCGUUUUUUUGUCCCAAGCAAUGACGGCAGCAUCAAACCGGAGCCUUUGAUCUGCGAAAAACUGUCCGCGCUGUCAUCGUCAGACAUGAAAGGAUAAACCUUUAAAAAACGCAAGCGGGAACAUCGGAUUUAUUUUGUUUUUAUUCGAAAAUUCAAAAAUAUUCGCAGUCCUGUUCUGGCUAUUUGUGUGACCAGCGUAACGCGAAAAGUAAAGUCGUGUUCGGAUAAAAUUUUCGUUAGUGCUAACAUUUCGGUGGUGAUCCAGAAGACACAGAUCUGCUUUUAAACCAAGCGUUACGCAUUGUUUUCGGUGGAUUUAUCCGAUCAAAUGUGUUUGGGUUUUUUUUUCUACCAAAAUAAAAUUUUAAAUCUCUUACACAAAAAAAGUAACAAUAAUCUGAUUUUAAUAAUCCGAUCAGCAGCCACAGUCGUCCGUGUGUCUUUGCUGUUAUUGUUGCCGUAACGUGACUUAAACAAACGUCCUACUGAUUUAUUUCCGUUAAUCUUCACUUCUGUUCCAUCGCUUUCUUCAGGUUUAACGUCCACGGUUCUCGCACAAGUUCUCACGUUGCGUUCUUCGCGGCUCUUUAGGUUAAAACACAGAAGAAGAAAAACACGGAGUUAUGAAACCAGGACGGAGGAAAAAGACUGUGAACAUUACGACUUUUUUUAAGAAGUUCAAAGGUUCGACUUUGUUCUUAAACUUGUUCGGACUCUGGACGCGAACUCUUCUCCUGCGAUGUUUGUCCUUUUUUUAAUCAGUUCUUCGUGUCGUCCUUUAGCUUCUGUGUUGUUUCGACUGUGAAUUUAAGUAAAGUCUGUUUUGUUUUUUUUCACUCUGUUGUUGACAUGAAACUUUAUUCCACAAACAAAAGUUUGUAUCUUUGGGAGAAGAUAUGCGAAUAAUUGAUUGUAUUGUUGACAGUUGUACGAUUAUUUUUUAUCUGGGAUAAUGUGCGAUAUUAUCACCCAUCAACGAUCAAAAAAAAAGCACGCACAAAAAGCUGUGUCGCUCACCAACACACAGUUUUAGUGAUUUACUCUAAAGUACCACAAGGGGGAGCUGCAUCUCUCCACUCAUCCUCGGACAUGAACCCGUGAUACGUAACGAUUUUAUUUACGACUGUUGUGACAUGUUUUUGUAAUUAAACGACUUUUGGUAACAAUUUUA
Messenger RNA from Solea senegalensis (Senegalese sole), 2647 nucleotides. It is a transcript of the gene dcp2, whose product is annotated as decapping mRNA 2. Gene Ontology annotation, cellular component: cytoplasm; P-body. Gene Ontology annotation, molecular function: RNA binding; manganese ion binding; 5'-(N(7)-methylguanosine 5'-triphospho)-[mRNA] hydrolase activity. Bases 306 to 1457 code for a protein of 383 amino acids. The transcript has 11 exons. Gene Ontology annotation, biological process: nuclear-transcribed mRNA catabolic process, nonsense-mediated decay; deadenylation-dependent decapping of nuclear-transcribed mRNA. The record is from RefSeq and is a predicted model, not a curated record. NCBI's taxonomy places the organism in Eukaryota, Metazoa, Chordata, Actinopteri, Pleuronectiformes, Soleidae.